CGACUCAUGUAGAAAGUCUUCAUGUGAUGCCAUGGUGGCAUGGCUUUCAACAAGCUGGAGAUGGCUGAGCGGAAUUUUGAGCCUGCGUCCAACUUUAGGAUCUUCAGGCAGCAUUCUCUUGAAUCACUGCUUGCGGGCUCAUUUGCGCCUUGAAGAAAACUACAAUGUUACUGCAUGUCUGCCGAGCCCUUGGGGUUCGUACGAACCAAGCAAGAUCGGCAGUCCUCCCUCUCAAGCCUCCUGGCAUGAGUUGGUGGACGUGUACGAUGUCGAUGGGACAACCAAGAUCGGCAAUGCGACUGCGUGGGAGGCACAGACCUCUUGCCUUUGGCACCGGACUGUAUAUGUAAUCCUCCGCUUGCCGGAUGAGCGGUUUCUUCUCCAACAGCGUGCAGUAUGGAAAUGGCGAAUGGGAGGUCUGUGGGACUUAGGACUCUCCGAGACUGUGGAACUUGACGAAGAUCUGUGGACAGCUGCGAAUCGCGCAGUCACAGAGGAGCUUGGUGAGCAUGCUCCUCGCCACCACUUGCGCGAAUGCUGUCGCUUGAGCGUAGGAUGGAGCGGGUCGAUGCCCCAAAUGCAGGUGCUCGAUGACGCCAAUUCUUUUGUCGCUAUAAUAUUUGUAGUGCAUCUUGUGUGACCUUUAGUCUUUGCAUGUUUUCCUUGAGAUGGUUUGAAUUUUGUGAGAAUUUUGCAACCUGGGGUGAGACUACCCAUGGUUGCCAUAUCUGAGCUUGGAAGUGUAAUGCGACUUUUGACUGGAUCGUCGAAUGCUUCAGGUUUGCCAAGCAGAUCACAAUAUAGUGUUUACAGCACUUGGCGAAGAACGGCUUGACUAUGGUCAGCGAGAUGCAGAGGUCGAGGCGUUGGAGUAUUGGACCAUGGAGGAAUACAAACACCAAGCAGAAGUGGAGCCAUUUCGUUUUGCGCCAUGGGUUCAUGCGUUGAUCCUGGGAUGUUCUGAAUGCUUCGGCCCAAAGACGGCAGAACUGUGAGUCAAACUUAGCAACUUCCGAGCACAACCUUUAUGCCUCGUUGGGCAGUGGUGGUUGGAAA
This is a messenger RNA of Cladocopium goreaui, 1056 nucleotides long. The record is from the annotation of a GenBank genome assembly. NCBI's taxonomy places the organism in Eukaryota, Dinophyceae, Suessiales, Symbiodiniaceae.